CUGGAAGGUUCAGGAAGAGUUCGAUUACAUGAUGAGCACACACACACUGGACUGAGUCAGCUAUAAACCGACCUGCUUCCCUCCUCCAUCUCGGCUGUCCUGACAGAGCACAGAGCGAGGUGUGUUUGAUUUUUGUCUCAGAGCAGGAUGAGUGUUGUAAAACAGGUGAUGCUGCUGCUGCUGGCAGCCAUUGGCACCAACGCAGCGCUGGGCCCUGAAGACUGUGACGGUCUGAAUGUGACGCUGCCAGCAAACCAGCUGCACGAGAUUUAUGGGGGCUGGGUUCUGGUCUGGUCCAUCGCUGACAAUCUGCCAUUCUCGAGCCUGAUAUCGAACCUUUCCAGCUCUAAAAUCGAGCUCCGACUCCUCCCUGACAACAGCACCAUCACCUACCACGAGUGGAACUUGUUCCAAGAUAAGUCAUGUACUAGGUACUUACUCAACAUGUCGCUGGUCUCCGGCUCCGAAAACUUCACACUGAACUACAUCACGGGCACCGUGGAGAAGAACGGCGUCGUCAGUCAGUACAACGACUCCUUCAAAGUGACUUUCUUUAAGAUGUGCCCGGACUGUCUGAUGAUGGUCUACAGAGGAGACGCGGGACAGAUACUGCUCAGCUACAGGAAGGAGGGGCAUCAUCAGGAUGUUGAGCAGCUGAAAGCGUCACACAGAGAUAACGAGAAAAUGGCCGAGUGUUUGGGACUUCCUCACGCCAACGCGUUCAGCUACGACGGAGCAGCAGAUUUUUGUCCUAAGACGUCUCCUCCUGCAGCGGUGGAGCUUGAGCGGCCAUGAAUGAAAACAACAUUUGUCAAACAUUCACACAGUAAAUAAAAGUGAACACUGAAUGUUAAAAAUAACUCUGUGGGGUGUCGACAGGUUCAGGUGGUAGAGCCUCUGCCCCGUGUACGAAGGUCACGUCGUUCCCGUGUCUCUCUCGGCACGUACCUGUCACUCUUCAGCUAUCUGUCAAAAAAAUAAAAAGAAUAACUGU
Molecule: messenger RNA, 994 nt
Organism: Larimichthys crocea (large yellow croaker)
Lineage: Eukaryota; Metazoa; Chordata; Actinopteri; Sciaenidae
Product: saxitoxin and tetrodotoxin-binding protein 1
Exons: 6
Coding region: 148-795 (215 amino acids)
Source: RefSeq, a predicted model, not a curated record